AUGGCUCGACACGUUUAGAUGGUUUAAACUCACAGAUUUAAAUAUAUUACCUCCCAAAAUGGAUAAUUCAAGUGAUUCGAGUUUUGUUAGUGUUGAUACGUGGACUAGGAUAUUUGUUACGUAUAAUUUGGAACCUGGUGUUUACUUCUGGAAUUUCAUCAUGUGAACGUAACCUCACACUGCGACAGCGCAUGCGCACCGAAGUGGCGAUGGCUCCCGAGGAGUUGGAAGACGUCUUCGACUCGCUGGACGUAAAGGGCAGCGGGGUUCUCACGCUGGAGCAGUUUCUGGGAGGAUUCGAUCGCUUCCUCAACUCUCGAGCGAGGAGCAACGGCGUGGAGGCCCACGACGACGCCGACGACCUCUUCUCGGGGGAGGACUCGGGCAUCAGCCUGCAGACGCAGGAUGGCGAUGAGGAGCACCUGCAGGACCUGCUGCAGCAGCUGACGGCGGCCGGCCUGCACGGGGGCGACGCGCUGCGGCGGGUGUGGCGACAGGCGCGGGACGAGGGCGGCGCGCGGCUGCAGGCCGACCUGGAGGCCUUCCUGCAGCAGCUGGCGCGCGAGCUGUGGCGGCGCCAGCGCGACUACCAGCAGCUCGAGAUGACGCUCGAGCGCCACAAGCAGGAGCACAAGCACGAGGUGCAAAGGCUGUUCGAGGAGAUGGAGGCGCAGCUGGCCGAAGACAGGGAGAAGAUUCUGAGGCAGGGAGAAGAGAAGCUAAGACUUAGUAGAAAGGUUCUAGAGCAAGAAUUAGCAAAUAAGACAAAGAUGCUGCAUAAAACUUGGGAAGAUCAUAAUUGCUUGACGGAACAACUGCAAGCUCUUCGAUGUAGUGAGUCAGCAGCAAAACAGGAAAAUGCUCAAUUAUUGAGGAGUAAGGAGGAACUGGAGCUUCGACUAACUCAACAAUGUCGAGAACUACUACGCUUGCAACAUAGUUUAGAAGAAUGUCGUCAAAAUGAAGAAGCUGAGAGAAAGAAAAACCUUUCUGAGGGAUUUCGUCUUGCAUGCAGCAUAAUGAUACAUGAUGCAUCUUUCACAAGUUUUGAAACCACUAGUGGUGUUCUAGAUGAUUAUGAAUAUGAUGAAGAUUUUUGCCAUCCAGUAUUUCAGAAAACAGACCUUUUAAGAACUUUAGGAACUCAGACAACAAUGUCGUACAGUUCAGGAAAAUCAAGUCUUCAAGAAGAACUAGAAAGUUCAAAAUCGAGUGAAUGUGAUUUUACCAGUCUGCAUAAAAUAUUUUGAAUGAGUGUUGUACAAUUUUUAUUUUAGGCAAAUCAAUAAAAUUAUGUAAUAUAUGUUGUUAAUAAAAUGUAUUUUCUUAGAUGA
Messenger RNA from Gryllus bimaculatus (two-spotted cricket), 1334 nucleotides. Lineage: Eukaryota; Metazoa; Arthropoda; Insecta; Orthoptera; Gryllidae. The record is from the annotation of a GenBank genome assembly.